Brassica rapa (field mustard) is the source of this 2122-nucleotide messenger RNA. Its product is annotated as probable inactive poly [ADP-ribose] polymerase SRO1. NCBI's taxonomy places the organism in Eukaryota, Viridiplantae, Streptophyta, Magnoliopsida, Brassicales, Brassicaceae. The record is from RefSeq and is a predicted model, not a curated record. Gene Ontology annotation, molecular function: NAD+ poly-ADP-ribosyltransferase activity.
CACUUUCUUCUUCGUCGUCGCCGGUUUAGGGUUUUCAUUGGUUUAGCGUAUUUCUUCUGCAGCUUUUACUUUCCGAGAACACCUUACCUUGCCCCCUCUCAUCGAAGAAUUCAUAAAGAUACACGUUUUGUGGAAAGAAAAAAAAGAAAAAAAACUGGAGAAGAAUAGUGACGUUUGUUCUCUGAUUACUUCUACUUUUCUAAGAGUCAAGGCACCAAAGAUGAAGACAAGUCAGCCUGCUUUUUUCCAUGAUGUUGUUGUGUUGCCGUCUUCAGAACCGCUAGAGAUUUAGAUUUGUUCGCUCAGUUCCUGUUCAAGUAUUUAAGUUCAGCUUUGUUAGCAGAUAGAAAUGGAAUCCAACAUCGUCAAGGUAUCGGAUAGUAGUUUUAAUGAUAAACUUGGAAAAAAAAGAAAGCAUUCUGCGUACUAUACUUCAUAUGAUUCUGGAAAGUCGACUGCAAAGCUGCAAUGCGUACUCUCACCUAACGGUUCAACCGGAAAACUUGAUAAAAGUAGAAACGAAGUUAAUGUUUCUGAUAAUCACUCUGGGAAGUCUCUGGUCAGAUACUACUCUUACUUCAAGAAGACAGGAGUGCCAAAGCGUGUAAUGCUCUAUGAGAACGGCGAAUGGACUGAUUUGCCUGAGAAUGUUAUUUGCUCCGUCAGGAACGAUCUUGAAGCAAAGAGAGCUGCUAUUGAGGUGAACUGUUCCGGUCAACAUUUCGUUCUUGAUUUCUUACACAUGCAUCGGCUGGACUUGGAAACUGGUGUGAAAACACACCUCGCGUGGAUUGACAUUGCUGGAAAAUGCUUUUUUCCUGACAGUGUGGGAGGAGAAGAUCUUGAACAACAUGGUCAAUGUGAGAUCAAGCUGCACCUUGAGAUUGAUAUCAACGGUGGGAAAUCACCGAAGCUGAAGUUGAACAGUACGGAUAGCUGCAGCCUUGAGCUUGAUGAUGAUGAUGUCCAGAGGUGGGACGACGAGACAGAAGCUAGUAUGUUCUCUGGUGUCAAGCCUGCUGAGGAGGAAGACCUCGAUGUAGACGCUGUCAGAGAAAAGUUUGUUUUGGGUAUGGCCGCUCUAGGACAAGUAGAGCUUCUUGAUGCGUAUAGGUUUUCAGGUGGCGUCGCCAAAGAUCGUCAAUCUCUUUUCAAGAAACAAGCUGACAUCACUAAGCUAAGCCGAGGAGAUGCAAACAUUAGAUACGCUUGGCUUCCUGCGAAGAAGGAACUGUUAUCUGCAGUGAUGAUGCAUGGACUUGGAGUCUGUGGAGAUCUAAUCAAGAAGUCAAAGUAUGGUGUUGGUGUUCACUUAGCUGCUGCAAACUGCCCUUACUUCAGUGCUACACAUUGUGAUGUUGAUGAAAAUGGUGUGCGUCACAUGGUUUUGUGCCGUGUGAUAAUGGGGAACAUGGAGCCUCUUGGUGGCGAUAGAGGGCAGUUCGUUACUGGUGGAGAAGGGUAUGAUAAUGGAGUUGAUAAUAUCUCGAGUCCGAAGCAUUAUGUUGUCUGGAACAUGAAUAUGAACACUCAUGUUUAUCCAGAAUUUGUAGUUAGCUUCAAGCUGUUGUCUAUCCCCAAUGCUGAAGGGAAUUUACUUUCUGCUGGUCAGAGUAAGCAUGAGAGUUCAGGGCUCACCUUGGAAGGAGCCAAAGGUUCUCUCUCCAACAGUGCCGGUUCCAGAACUAGGAGGCCCAGCUCGAAUUUGAUGCCUUACCCUCUGCUCUUCAAGGCAAUCUCAAGCAAAAUUGCUCAGAAAGACAUGGACUUGAUCACUGCUUAUUACCAACAACUUAGGGAGAAGAAGAUAUCUCGAGAGGGAUUCUCGAGGAAGCUGCGGAUGAUUGUUGGAGAUGAUCAUCUUCUGAAAACCACCAUUACAGCUCUACAACGCUUGCCACACACUGCUGUGAAAAUGGAACCGAUCACAGGUGGCUGUUAAAGAUUGGGAUAGAAAAAAUGUGUCGACUUCUUUGUGCUUGUCUGACUUUAUAAUAAGAUUUUAAGACAAAAGGAACUUGUUUCCGUUUAGUUUUCUCUGUCAAAAGAAUCUCCAUUGUUCUGAUAUUUCCUCAAUUUGACAUUUUUCUUUAUUGAUCAACAGCUUAUGUUCUUUGUUGUU